AUGUCUUCUGCUUAUAUUACUAUUCUUUCCUCAAAUGGAAUUGAAUUUAUAGUUGCUAAAGAAAUAGCUGGUUUAAGCGAGAUUUUUAGAAAGUAGAUAUCGAAUGCAGAUAUGAGAGGAGAAUCUCAGAUUCUUUCAGACUUCACAGCAGACAUCCUUGAAAUAAUCCUCUAAUACCUACACUACAAAAAUAGAUGGCAAUUAGAAUCCCCAAUAAAUUUGCCAAAAUUUUAAAUUGCCAAAGAAAAAGCCUUAUCGGUUUUAUAAGCUGCAAUUGCAUUAUAAAUAUGA
Molecule: messenger RNA, 291 nt
Organism: Paramecium tetraurelia
Lineage: Eukaryota; Ciliophora; Oligohymenophorea; Peniculida; Parameciidae
Exons: 1
Biological process (GO): ubiquitin-dependent protein catabolic process
Cellular component (GO): elongin complex
Molecular function (GO): protein-macromolecule adaptor activity
Source: RefSeq, a predicted model, not a curated record